Suncus etruscus (white-toothed pygmy shrew) is the source of this 1100-nucleotide messenger RNA. It is a transcript of the gene DFFA, whose product is annotated as DNA fragmentation factor subunit alpha. Bases 43 to 1038 code for a protein of 331 amino acids. Gene Ontology annotation, biological process: regulation of apoptotic process; apoptotic process; apoptotic DNA fragmentation. The transcript is spliced from 6 exons. The record is from RefSeq and is a predicted model, not a curated record. Lineage: Eukaryota; Metazoa; Chordata; Mammalia; Eulipotyphla; Soricidae. Gene Ontology annotation, molecular function: deoxyribonuclease inhibitor activity.
UCGACUUUCCGGCUUCGGUCCUGUCGGCCUGAGAGCGGAGGGAUGGAGGCGGCCGGGGACCCCGGGGGCGCCCCCGAGGCCGGCGAUCUGCGGACGCUGAAGCCGUGUCUGCUGCUUCGCAACCACAGCCGCGAGCAGCAUGGCGUGGCGGCCUCCUGCCUCGAGGAGCUGAAGAACAAGGCCUGCGACAUUCUGGCUAUUGACAAGUCACUGGCACCCAUCAGCCUAGUCCUGGCAGAGGAUGGCACCAUCGUGGAUGACGACGAUUACUUCCUGUGCCUGCCUUCCAACACUAAGUUUGUGGCGCUGGUCGGUGACGAGAAGUGGACAUACAGCAAUUCAGAUGGAGGCACAGCCUGGAUCUCCCAGGAGUCCUUUGACACUGAUGAAACUGACAGCGCAACAGGGGCAAGGUGGAAGAACUUGGCCCAGCAGCUUCGGGCCGACCUUUCUAGCAUCAUCCUCCUGUCUGAGGAUGAUCUCCAGGUGCUCAUUGACAUCCCAUGCUCGGAGCUGGCGCAGGAGCUGAACCAAAGCGAGGCCACUGCCCGGGACCUCCAGCAGGCACUGCAGCAGGCGCUGGACCAGCGUGAGGAGGCUCGGCAGUCCAAACAGCUCCUGGAGCUCUACCUGCAGGCCCUGCAGAAGGAGGGCUGCGUGCUGGCCCGGCAGGCAGAUCCUGGAGCCAGCUUCAGUGAAGAGGACACCGUGGACAUGGGGACGCCCCAAGAGAGCGGCACUGUGUCUGGCCUCCCCAGCCGGCUUCUCUGCACCCUGAAGGAGAAGACAUCUCCAGAGCUGAGUUUAUCCAGUCAGGAUCUGGAGCUGGUCGCCAAGGAGGACCCGGGCACCCUAGCCACUGCCCUGCGCUGGGCGGCCGAACAGACAGAAGCCGUCCAGCAGGCCUGUGCACGCGAGCUGGCCCUGCGCCUGCAGCAACUGCAGACUCUUCACUCCCUCCGGAGUGUCUUCACCCAGAGCACUUCAUCACCUCAAGGCCCGCAGGAGCCCAAACGUGCCCGGCCUGACCCCUCCUAGCUCGGAAAACCCUGUCAUCCUGUCAUCCUGCUUUAUGUUAUCAAUAAAUAAUUUCCGCCUUA